AUGGAGCCCAAGCACAAGGAGCUGCUCGCCCAGUGCCGCCAGAGCCUGGCGCAGGCCAUGACCGAGGUGGACAAGGUGGUGGAGCUGCUGGAGGCUGCCGGCGCCCUCGGCCCCCGCGACCUGCGCGACCUGGAGGCGGCGGGCGGCGGGAAGGCCGAGCUGCUCAUCGCCCUGCUGCUGGCCAAGGAGCGGGACCACUUCCAGGACCUGCGGGUGGCCCUGGAGAAGACGCAGCCCCACCUGCUCUCCAUCCUCUACCUGAACGGCGUGGCGGGGGCGCCGGCGGCGGCCGAGACGGCCGGGUCUACUUACAGUGUGCUGUCCAUAAUGCCUUCUGAUUCUGAAAGCAGCAGUUCUCUGAGUAGCAUUGGUACGACGGGUAAAGCAUCAUCUCCACCACCUGUAAUAGACACGAGACAGAUGAGUGAGAAGCUGGAGACGAUAUUAUAUCAGCUCCGUCAGGUAACUCGAGAGAGGGAUGAGCUGCGCAAGCGACUUGCACUUUCAUCUCCUGGAUCAACUUUUGAUGACUGCAGGCCUAGUCCAAAACCAAAUCAUGAUUAUGAAAGACUGAAGAUUCAGUGCAUGAAGGCCAUGUCAGACCUACAGUCUCUGCAGAAUCAACACACCAAGACACUAAAAAGGUGUGAAGAAGCAGCAAAAGAGGCAGAUUUUUAUCACACGUUGCACAGUCGGCUGCUGAGUGACCAGUCACAGCUGAAGGAGGACAUGGAUACCUUGAAGAGGAAAAACACGCAGUUGGUGCGAGAACAUAAUCAUCUCCAGCAGUCGUGUGAGGAAAUGAAGAGACUUCACGAUGAGGAUCAGAAAGAGAUAACGGACCUGCGCAGUCAGCAGCAGCAGGUUAUGAAGCAAAAUGGAUCAUCAGAGAUAUUAAAUAAACUUUAUGAUACAGCAAUGGACAAGCUAGAGGGUGUGAAGAAGGAUUAUGAUGCCCUAAGGAAACGGUACAAUGAGAAGAUUGCAAGUCACAAUACGGAUCUGAGCCGCCUAGAACAGGCUGAGGAGGAGAACAGACGUCUUCAGAAACAGAUUGACAUGUUAAUGAAGCAAAGGGACACAGCAAUACAUUUUCAGCAGCAAUAUUCAUCCUCUCUUAGAAGAUUUGAAUCAGUACAGCAGGAACUAAGCAACGCCACAGCACAAAACAAAGAGUUGCAGAGAGAGAUGGAGCGAUUACAGUCGGAGGUGACAAGGUUCAAAACAAUGCAGCUGAAAGCAGCAAAGGAUGCAGAAAAAUACAAGGAAGAAAGGGAUUCAGUUUUCAAUGAAUACCGCCUCAUAAUGAGUGAGAGAGAUCAAGUAAUCAAAGAGGUAGAUAAGCUUCAAACAGAGCUGGAGGUUGCAGAGUCCAAACUGAAGAACACUUCUUCUGAGAAGCGAGUGGCUAGUGAAGAGAUGGAAGCUUUAAGACAGAUACAAGAUUCUGCUACCCUAGACAUAGAAAGAGCAAACAAAGAAAUUGAAAUGCUUCGGAAACAAUAUGAGGCAAUGUCACAAGAACUAAAGGAAGCUGUCCAGGAAGCAGAAGUAGCCAAGUGUAGGAGAGAUUGGGCCUUUCAAGAGCGGGAUAAGAUUGUUGCAGAAAGGGAAAGUAUACGGACUUUGUGUGACAACUUAAGGAGGGAGAGAGACCGGGCUGUGAGCGACUUGGCUGAAGCUCUUCGCAAUCUGGAUGAUAUGAGAAAGCAGAAAAACGACGCUGUUCGUGAACUGAAGGAACUGAAGGAGAAGAUGGAGAAUCAGUUGGAAAAGGAGGCCAGAUUCCGUCAAUUGAUGGCCCAUAGUUCCCAUGACUCAGCUAUAGACACAGAUUCUCUGGAAUGGGAGACAGAAGUGGUAGAAUUUGAAAAAGACAGAGAUGACAUGGACUUGAAAGCACUUGGUUUUGAUGUGGCAGAAGGCGUGAAUGAACCAUACCUCCCUGGAGACUGUGGGAUCUUUGUUACCAAAGUAGACAAAGGAAGUAUUGCUGAUGGUCGAUUAAGAGUGAAUGAUUGGUUGCUGAAGAUAAAUGAUGUGGAUCUUACUAAUAAGGAUAAAAAGCAAGUUAUAAAAGCUGUUCUAAAUGGAGGAGGUGUUAUUAACAUGGUGGUUCGAAGAAGGAAGUCCUUAGGUGGGCGAGUGAUAACACCUCUUCACAUCAAUGUUUCUGGACAUAAAGAUAGUGGGGUCAGUCUAGAAAAUGGAGUAUUUGUUGCUGCUGUUGUGCCUGGAAGCCCAGCUGCCAAAGAGGGUUCCCUUACUGUGGGAGAUAGAAUAAUUGCUAUCAAUGGCAUUGCACUAGAUAAUAAGUCGCUUACUGAAUGUGAAGCUUUGCUACGAAACUGUAGGGAUUCCCUUACCCUGUCACUGAUGAAGGUUUUUCCUCAGAGUUCAUCUUGGAGUGGUCAAAAUAUAUUUGAAAAUCUGAAGGAUUCAGAAAAAAUAUCAAACUGUAGGGUUCACGCAUCAGAGAUACAAGCCCAAAAUAAAAGAAAUCUGAAACUCAACAGCUCAACCCAGACUGACAUUUUCAAUCCAGACAUCAUGGAUGGCAAGAAGGACCAGAGUGAUCAGGGCAGCGGUUCAUUUUGCGAUCACAAACCUUUCCCUAAUAACACAUUACGAGUAGACUCUCAUAGGAACACAGUGCACAGUUGCCACAGUAAUUCAGAACACAGUCUCAGCUCCUUCAGCCCAGAAACAUACGGGGACCGAGGGUAUGGAACUGUUGAUUUGGACAAUAGGAGGCUGCCUUAUGAACCUACAGGAGCUGACUGUAUGAUGGUUGAGACCACGUUUGACAAAGGACAUGGAACUAAGCAUAGUGGUGGUACGUGGCCAAAAGUCAUGGUUAAUAUCUCAGCAACAGAAACAGAAAAGUUCUCUGUGUACAAAAAGCCAAAACAAAGGAAAUCUAUCUUUGACCCUGAUACUUUCAAAAGACCACCAACUCCUCCCAAACUGGAGUACCUUUCCCCUAAUCAGGUGACAGGCCAUUCACCUCAGCCAUCAAAAGCUGAAGUGGCUUCAACUCCUCCAACUCCUCCGAAGAGAAGUGACUCUAUCAAAUUUAAACAUAAGCAGCAGGCGAGCUCUGCAUCAGAGUCUACGGUAACAACUGGAUCACCACCCACCAGCCCAGCCACUGCCCAAGCUCCCGUUUCUUUGGCACUUAAACAGGACUCUGCUACUCUCAAGGGGCGCAGCAGGAACACUGGGCAUUAUUAUCGGGAGGAGGGAAUUGACUGCACUCAUCUCUCUUCAAGGAAAUCCUGUGAAGACGACAUUGGCUUUCAAAGAGUUGAAGAGCCCGAGAUUAAAAGACCAAGGCCAAAAUCAGCUCCUGCUCUGAGGCAUAAAAUGACCCCUAUGCCCCUUCCUAAUCCUGCGCUUCAGGUGCAGAAGUAUGCUCCAGCUAGUGAGGAGCAUCUGUCUCCAGAGCUACAGGAAUGGGCACCAUAUUCACCAAAACGAUCUGCUAGGCACAGCGAUGGCUUUGUGCCUGCUGCCUUAUAUGCUGGCGGCAUGUCAGCAGGUACGGUACCAAGAAGCUUAGCACCGUGCCCUGCAGUAACUGCUGUCAUGAGAAAUCCAAUCUAUACUGCCUGGAGCCAUAGAGUUCACACCAGCAAUUGCCCAUCAGUUGCCAGCCAAAUAUGCCAUCAGCAUCUGCAUCCCAGUUCCCAGCAUCAAGGUCGCCUGAGUUUGGACCUGAGUCAUAAACACUCCAAUGACUACUCUGAAAAUUCACGUACAAGAGCAUCUCAUGGCUCAAAUUCAUUACCAUCCAGUGCAAGACUUGGUUCUUCAAGUAACUUGCAAUACAGAACAGAACGAAUUAAGAUCCCUUUAACACCAAGAUAUCCAAGGUCCAUGAUGGGCUCUGACAGAGGCUCCUUGUCACACUCUGAAUGUAGCAGUCCCAGCUUGAUAACUCCUCCACAGUCACCUCUCAACUUGGAAACGUCUUCCUUCGCCAGCAGCCAGUCUCAGAACUCCCUUUCUACGUUACCUAGGAUUUCCAUUAGCCCAGUGUCUAUUGGAGAACGUAGAAAAGAUAGGCCCUACAUGGAAGAGCCACGUCAUGUUAAAGUGCAGAAGGGUUCUGAGCCACUAGGGAUUUCCAUUGUGAGCGGAGAAAAUGGUGGAAUAUUUGUCUCUAAAGUAACAGGUGGGAGCAUUGCCCAUCAAGCUGGCCUUGAGUAUGGUGAUCAGUUACUAGAGUUUAAUGGAAUAAAUUUGAGAAAUGCUACAGAGCAACAGGCUCGACUAAUCAUUGGACAGCAGUGUGACACCAUUACUAUUCUGGCUCAGUAUAACCCACAUAUGUAUCAGCUUGGCAAUCAUUCACGAUCAAGUUCUCGCCUAGAACCUGUGAGUAAUCAUUCCACCCCUCAAGGCAGUGGAGCUGCAACGCCUGACAAUCAUUCCGUAAUCGAUACUGUGAGUGAACAGGAUGAAGGAACAAUGACACCCCCAUCCAAACAAACCACGGGCCCUGUGGACACAAACAAAAGGACCCCUGAACCUAGAACUGUUGUUGUUAAAAAAUCCCAAGUGGAUCUUGGGAUCCAGAUAUGUGGUGGAAACCUGUAUGGAAUAUUUGUCUCAGAUGUAGAUGAUGAUAGCCCAGCAAAAGGACCUGAUGGACUAGUCUUGGGUGACAUGAUACUUGAGUAUGGAUCCAUUGAUAUGCGAAAUAAAACAGCUGAGGAAGCUUAUCUUGAAAUGUUGAAGCCUGGAGAAAACAUCAAAAUAAAGACUCAAUACAGAAUAGAAGAAUUUAAUAAGAUAAAAGAGCUUCCUGGAGAUGGAUUCUAUAUCAGAGCACUUUAUGACCGUCUGGCAGAGGUGGAACAGGAUUUAAGCUUUAAGAAGGAUGACAUUUUGUAUGUUGAUGACACUCUGCCACAGGGAAACUUUGGUUGCUGGAUGGCUUGGCAGCUAGACGAGAAUGCUCAGAAGCUGGAAAGAGGACAGAUUCCAAGUAAAUAUAUGAUGGAUCAGGAAUUCUACAGGAGACACAGCAUGUCUGAGGCUAAAGAUGAAAACAGCUCAUCUAAGACAUUGUCAGCAGCAGCACGGAGGUCAUUCUUCAGAAGAAAGCAUAAACACAAGCGAAGUGGUUCCAAAGAUGGAAAGGAUUUACUGGCUCUUGAUACAAUCAGUACAGACUCAAUUCCUUUCUUGGAUGAUUCAGCAAGUCUGGCAUAUCAGCGUGUACAGAAAGUGGACUGUACCUCUCCUAGGCCUGUCCUUAUUCUAGGACCUUUACUUGAUGCUGUGAAAGACAUGUUGGUCAAAGAAUCCCCUGGAAAAUUUUGCAGAUGUCCUCUUGAGGUUAUGAAAGCUUCCCAACAAGCCAUUGAACGGGGUGUGAAGGAUUGUCUGUUUAUUGAUUAUAAACGGAGGAGUGGACACUUUGAUGUGACAACUGUAGCUUCAAUAAAAGAGAUAACGGAAAAGGAUUGUCAUUGUCUGCUUGACAUCGCUCCUCAUGCCAUCGAACGGCUCCACAGUGUUCAUAUCUACCCUAUUGUAAUUUUUAUUCGCUACAAAAAUGCUAAACAAAUCAAAGAGCAAAAAGACCCAAUCUUCCUGAGGGACAAAGUUACACAAAAACAUUCCAAAGAACAGUUUGAGACAGCUCAAAAAAUAGAACAAGAGUAUAGCAAGUACUUUACAGGCAUUGUCCAGGGAGGAGCCCUUUCAAGCAUUUGCACUCAGAUUCUGACAACUGUCGAUCAAGAACAAAACAAAGUCCUGUGGAUCCCAGCUGGCCCGCUGUAGAUUUAUUUCGCUGUGAAACUACUUUGCAGAUGUAAAUAACCAACUAACUUUCUAUCCAACAGACUCUGUCCGUUUCUGUCUUUAUAAAAAGAUAUCCGUAAGUGAUUUCUGUUUCAUGAAGGGGAAUGAUAACACUGAACACACAAGGACCUGACGAGGCAUGUGGGAAGGGGUAGAUCACUUCACCGAGCUUGUCUCUUACAUCGUACGUGUACACGUGACAGGUUGUCACGAGGGGUUGCAACCUGUGUGUACUUGUCCGUGAGUAAUGAAUUUCACAAUGCUGCAAAACCCUGUAGAAUGACAAGUUUACA
Messenger RNA from Gymnogyps californianus (California condor), 6110 nucleotides. RefSeq names its product discs large MAGUK scaffold protein 5 (gene DLG5). Lineage: Eukaryota; Metazoa; Chordata; Aves; Accipitriformes; Cathartidae. Gene Ontology annotation, molecular function: protein binding. Gene Ontology annotation, biological process: regulation of apoptotic process. The transcript has 32 exons. Bases 1 to 5796 code for a protein of 1931 amino acids. The record is from RefSeq and is a predicted model, not a curated record.